AUUUCGAGUCGGAAAUACAUGAAAGAAGCAGGUGCCAUGUCCCAUGUGCCAAGAAAGAAAAAGGAGAACGUGAAAAGCAGCACUAAACAGUGACGCCCAGGGUGGGAAUUAAAGCCGGGCUGGCCGCACGUGCCACGCCGCCCUGCGCACCACAAACUGCCAUUCCCAGGGCUUCCUCCUCCCUUGGUGGCUUCCUCCGCAUUCCUGUGUGGAAUCCCGGCCGGUUGACUGCUGUGGACCUCACGGACUCAUGAGCCAGCAAGAACGCGCGCGACUGCUCUCGCUGCAGCUGCCUACCCAUAUUAUCAACAGCGCAACCAAAAUUGGCCACAAUUGCAGGCCAAACACAGCGCUCCAAAUUCGUUUCCCAAUCACUGACGACGCGAGCAGCUGAGAGGUGCAUAAAAAUAUAUUUUAAAAAAAGAAUCCACUACUACUAGAUUGGCUAUUGGGCAAGAGAGAGGAGCGUGGAGAGGGAGGGGAGGCCGGGAGGAGGCAUAAUUCCCACUCACACUGGCCAACCACAGGGCAAGGGCAUUCUCUCUCUUCCUUCUCCGCUUUGCUCAAGAAAUCCAGCGGAGGCUGGUCGUCUUCUUCACCCUCCCCUCCACUCCAGCUCUCCCCUCCUCGGACCACUGCUGCAUCCGAGAAGCAGCAAAGAAUUGUGGGGGCAGCAAAGGAAUUGGAGUUCUUGCAUGGAUGCAGCCCACUGGCAGCAGGGCCUAGGGCUGGUGAAGCCCAUGGAGGAGAUGCUGAUGGCGGCCAACGCGGGCGCCGCGAAUCCGAGCCAAGGCUCCAAUAAUCCGAACCCGCCGGCGCCGGCACCUGGCGGUGCCCUGCGCGGUGGUGGCGCGCCGGCGGCGCCGCUGGCAGGCGCGGGUAGCACCGAGCGGCGCGCGCGGCCGCAGAAGGAGAAGGCGCUCAACUGCCCGCGGUGCAACUCCACCAACACCAAGUUCUGCUACUACAACAACUACAGCCUCCAGCAGCCACGCUACUUCUGCAAGACGUGCCGCCGCUACUGGACGGAGGGCGGAUCCCUCCGGAACGUCCCCGUGGGCGGCGGCUCCCGCAAGAACAAGCGCUCCUCGUCGUCGGCGUCCGCGUCCGCCUCCACCUCCGCCUCGGUCACGAGCUCGUCCAUGGCCAGCGCGGAGGGGGCGGCGGCGUCCAAGAACCCGAAGCUGGCGCACGAGGGCGCGCACGACCUCAACCUAGCGUUCCCGCACCACGGUGGCCUGCACGCCCCCGAGUUCGCGGCGUUCCCGAGCCUGGAGAGCAGCAACGUGUGCAACCCGGGCGGCGGGAUGACGAGCAACGGCCGGGGCGGCGGCGCGGGCCCCGCGGUCGGCGCGCUCUCGGCAAUGGAGCUCUUGCGGAGCUCCGGCUGCUACAUGCCGCUGCAGAUGCCGAUGCAGAUGCAAGGAGAUUACACGGCGGCAGAGUUCGCGCUCGGAGACUUCCGCACGCCGCCGCCUCCACCGUCGCAGAGCGUGCUCGGGUUCUCUCUGGACGCGCACGGGCCGGGGUCCGGUGCUGCCGCCGCGGGGUACGGUUCCAGCGCGGGAUUGCAGGGAGUGACGGAGAACGCGGGCAGGUUAUUGUUCCCCUUCGAGGACUUGAAGCCGCCGGUUAGCUCUGGAGGUGGUGGUGUGGCCGGUGGUGCAACCGGUGGCGCCGGCGAUGGAAAUAGCAACCAUAAUCAGUUUGACCACAACAAGGAGCAAGACGGCGGCGGCGGUCCGGGUGCCGGCCACGACACGCCGGGGUUCUGGAGCGGCAUGAUCGGCGGCAGUGGCGCUUCUUGGUAAUGGAGAAACAUGCACGGAGGCGGCGCCAUGCAUGGCUCAUGCAGAGCCUCCGUGCGAGCGUGCAUGGGCGACUGGAGACAUAGGCAUGCAGUAGAGACAAGGGUUCAAUAAGAGGUUGGCAUCGGUGGUGGUCGCCCUGACAUGGAAGUGGUGUUUGAUCUCUUUCCUAGUGUUGGUUUCUGGUGGUGUUCUUCAUCUUCUCGCCGUCGCCGUCGCCGUCGCCGUCGCGAGUUCAUGUGUUUUGCUGACCAUCGACUUUAAUGGGGGCUCUAACACACCAGAGAGUACAAAAAUUCAGGGGUCUUGAUGAUACAUAGCUUGAUCGACAUCUCUUGGUCGUCUCUCUCAUUUCUGAUCUUUCACUUGAUCUGCCAUGGUAGCUGCUUCACUGUAGUACCGAGGGCUUGGGAAGCUUGUUUUUAGGCCGGCUUCAAGUUAGACGGUAAACAUCAGUGUGUUCACGCCACACACUGACACAAGGUUUAGUGAAUCAGUGUGUUUGGUUGGUCACAACAACGGGUGCAGUGUGUAAAACUUUGAAGCUACUGGUGUAGAGUUAGUAGAUCUUAAUUUCAAGGGGACUUGCAAGUUUGUGUAUUCAUCCAAAUUACUAGAUGAGAUAUUCAUUUUGUUUUUGACUUGCUACUUUAAUUAUGAUGGAGUAGGCCCAUAUAUAACAGUACCAAGUACUUUUUAUGAGAACAAAGGUUGUUUUUGAGCGCA
Messenger RNA from Sorghum bicolor (sorghum), 2534 nucleotides. RefSeq names its product dof zinc finger protein DOF4.6. Lineage: Eukaryota; Viridiplantae; Streptophyta; Magnoliopsida; Poales; Poaceae. The record is from RefSeq and is a predicted model, not a curated record. Gene Ontology annotation, molecular function: DNA-binding transcription factor activity; DNA binding. Gene Ontology annotation, biological process: regulation of DNA-templated transcription. Bases 696 to 1811 code for a protein of 371 amino acids. The transcript is spliced from 2 exons.